AUGGCGACCGAGUUGACAGUCCAGGCCGAGCGCGCCUACCAGAAGCAGCCUCACAUCUUCCUCAACCACAAAUCCAAGGCGGCGAAGAGCAGGAGAGUCGGCAAGGGCGGGCGAAGAUGGUACAAGGACGUCGGGUUGGGCUUCAGGACGCCAAAGACUGCGAUUGAGGGAUCGUACAUUGACAAGAAAUGCCCCUUCACCGGCAUGGUCUCGAUUCGAGGCCGUAUCCUCACCGGCACCGUUGUUUCCACCAAGAUGCACCGAACCUUGAUCCUCCGCCGAGAAUACCUCCACUUUGUCCCCAAAUACGCUCGAUAUGAGAAGAGGCACAAGAACUUGGCCGCACACGUUUCCCCGGCUUUCCGUGUCGAAGAAGGUGAUCAGGUCACUGUGGGCCAGUGCAGACCUCUGAGCAAGACUGUCCGAUUCAACGUUCUCCGUGUGUUGCCCCGAACAGGAAAGGCGGUCAAGGCGUUCCAGAAAUUCUAA
Molecule: messenger RNA, 489 nt
Organism: Fonsecaea pedrosoi CBS 271.37
Lineage: Eukaryota; Fungi; Ascomycota; Eurotiomycetes; Chaetothyriales; Herpotrichiellaceae
Product: 40S ribosomal protein S11
Exons: 3
Coding region: 1-489 (162 amino acids)
Biological process (GO): translation
Cellular component (GO): cytosolic small ribosomal subunit; ribosome
Molecular function (GO): structural constituent of ribosome
Source: RefSeq, a predicted model, not a curated record